Messenger RNA from Coregonus sp. 'balchen', 5178 nucleotides. The record is from the annotation of a GenBank genome assembly. Lineage: Eukaryota; Metazoa; Chordata; Actinopteri; Salmoniformes; Salmonidae.
CCCUCUCUCACUCACUCCUCCAACACAAGGACUCUCUCUCUUUCCUCAAGGUAAGAACAGAAAUUCUUCCUUUUUUCUCUCGCUCUAUGAGUGUUUUUCUCUCUAUUUCUCUACUUAUCAAACCUUUAUUCAGUUCAUUGAGAACAAAUGAAUUACCUAAUUGGAUGUAGUUGUUCUUGAGUCAGGUAUAAGAACAAGAAAUCUGGAGAACAAUCUUUUAAUGUAAUUAAAAUGCUAUAUUUUCUUGUUAGGUUGUAAUAAUAAUAAUAUAAUAUGCCAUUUAGCAGACGCUUUUAUCCAAAGCGACUUACAGUCAUGUGUGCAUACAUUUUUAUGUAUGGGUGGUCCCAGGGAUCAAACCCACUACCCUGGUGUUACAAGCGCCAUGCUCUACCAAUCGAGCUACAGAGGACCACAGUUGUGUUUGAUCAAGUAGAUCAAUUAUGUAGCUUGGACUGCCGUGUGUGUAAUGAGUGAUCUGUUGAAGUGUAUGUGAAUGAUCGGUUGAAGUGCAUCAGCUUAAGUGUAGGUUUAAGUGAUGGGAACAACUGACAGUGACCUCACUGGUCUCCCCAUAGACCACAUUACAGACUGCUGACAUUUAUCAGUCAUUCAGAUGGACAAUUAAUGUGCCAUACUUAACUUUGUGUCAUUUUGUCUUUUAGGGUAAAAUAUGUCAGAUUUUCCAAAGAUCACUUUAGUCUCCAUUAUAUUCUAUUCUGGUAUAUUCUAUUGUAGCAUAUUUUAUUUUGACUAAUAAUCAGUAAUUCAGUAAUAUUCUGACUCAAUGAGUGAAGAGAUCUCUGAGGGGAGGGAAGAGAAAGAAAGAUCAGGAGUGAAAGAGAAGGAAAAUGAUUUUUGCGGUUUUGCUAAGUAUCUCCAGAACAAUGCAAUGACCUUAUCACAUCACUAAUGCCUCUUUUGGAUAAACAAGUCAACACUUACAGUAAAUGAGUUAAGUGGUAGCUUGGUUUUUCCCGGAGCAGCGCUGAACAUAGCAGACAGAAGAAAGAAGCAGUUUACACCUUUAUGUCACAGUCCUCUCCACUCCUCUCACCGCUACCCCUCUUCCGCUCUCUCUCCCCUAGAUGACUGCGGGGUUGUGUGUGUGUGUUCUGUUGGUGGUCCUGUCCACUGGCUGUUUGGGACGACCCCAGUCCUCUCCCCCCCUCCAAGAGGGCCGCCCUGCCAUGCUCCCUUCUUCUGAAGGUAAGAACAGGGAGAUGUACCACAUCUGGAUGUCAAAUACAUUUCUAUCAAAUACCUUCAAAUACCUGAGCUGCGCUUGAUUCAUCUUUCCUGGUACAAUGGAACCGAUGAAUACAUUUUUGUUCAAACUGGUGUCCUGAUGAUAUGAUUAAUGUUUAUGCUUUUUAUGGCAAUCCUUGGGCUCUAGAAAGAGGCAAUAGCAAUAAAAGAUUAUAUCCAUUAUAUUAUCAUAAUUUUUGUAGCUAUGUCAUUGAAUUGCACCAACCCAAGACAGUAGACAAAAGCUAACAAGGUGUUUCGUAUUCCCUUUGAUAGCACGUCUUGAAGCCAACGCCCACUACCUCUCCGAGCCACGCCUCAGACAGACACGCUCCGCCCCUUUGGACAAUACCAUCCCAUAUACGGUAGAAGAAGGUGGAGACUCCAGAGCCAACCUCAGUGAAUUGUUGGCUAGACUCAUCUCCUCACGGAAAGGUGGGUGAGUGAGUGAGUGAGUGAGUGAGUGAGUGAGUGAGUGAGUGAGUGAGUGAGUGAGUGAGUGAGUGAGUGAGUGAGUGAGUGAGUGAGUGAGUGAGUGAGUGAGUGAGUGAGUGAGUGAGUGAGUGAGUGAGUGAGUGAGUGAGUGAGUGUGUGAGUGAGUGAGUGAGUGGUGGUGUGUGUGUGUGUGUGUGUGUGUGUGUGUGUGUGUGAGAGAGAGAGAGAAAGAGAGAGAGAGACAGGCAGGAGAGAGAGAGGCAUGAGGGAGGGAGUGGAAAGAGAGAGAUGAGGUAGAGAGAGAAGAGAGGGAGAAUGAUAGAAGAUAUGAGGGAGAGAGAGAAGAGAGAGACAAAAGGGAGAGAGAGAGAGAAGCGAGAAAAUAUGAAUAAAGCUCACAUUGUUCUCUUCAAGUAAUUUUUAGAACCUCUCCCUCUCUCGUUCACUCUGAUCGCUAUUAAAGUGAGAGUGUGUUGUUUGGUCUAAAUGGCUUGUGGUUUUGAAAAGCUUUCGUGGUUUGUACAUGGAAGUGUGUGUGUGUAUAUCUUUCUGGUCUUUGGCUUUCGUUCCAUCUCCUUAAAUGUCUCUGCUUUGUCAGUGACAGGAUCUAUAAAGACACUUGUUCUGUGACAGGAUCAGGGGAGAUCUCAGUCGGGGCUUUUACACUAGUUGACAACAACUGUAGAGAUAUUCUGUCCGAGCUUUAGAUAUUCUGUCUGCGUUAGUGUGAUGUUAUACACACACGCACACACAUACACAGACACACACACACACCUCCGUUCAGAAGAUAACAGACAGAGAACAGCAUGAUAAAGACGUGAACGGAUAGUACCAUGGGGCUACUGAAGAUAGCGUUGGUGUCAUCACAGUCUAUCUAAUGAGUUAGUUUUGGCAUGUAUUCUGUAAGAGGUGCCGUUAUACUCAAGCGGUAGAACAUUGUAAGUGCCCACUUCAACAACUACUUAUGAUAAAGUUCACAAAACAAUCCGAAUUUACUACUUCCAUCUGAGAUAAAUAUAUAAGUGCUGAGUUCAAGUGUUAAACUCAUGGGUUAUAGGUCCAAUGCAGCCAUUUUAUCUCAAUGUCAAAUCAUUUCUGGGUAACAAUUAAGCACCUUACUGUGAUUGUCUUCAAUAGAAUAGAAUAGCUUCUUAGCAAAGGGCAAUUUCUCAAGCAAGAAUUUAGCUGGGACUGUUUGGAUUGGUCUGAGUGGGGAGGGGGAAACAGAAAAUUAGCUGUUAUUGACAGAGAGGUUUGGAACACUUUCUCAUUGGUCUAUUAACUAAUUUACUACAUUACGAUGUCACCUAGCCUGAUGACUCACACUAAAUUCUUCCGCUGCUCUGUCGUUCGCUACAUGCUUUAGUCUGAGACCGCCAUCAUUGAAGUCGUUUGUGGUGAAGAGGGGCGUUGUACAAAACAAAGUCAUCAUCGAUUGGAUUGUCUUUAACCCAUCAGUGUAUCAAAGCCUAUGACCAAUUUUCAAACCCCCGCUUUAUCCCCGUGUGUUCUGGCUCUGGCCCAACCCAUUGGUUUCUGGACCAAUCACACGGCCCCAAAUGUGUUCGCAUUCGGUGAAGGGUCGGGGAGGAACUCAGAUCCAGACACAUUGCGAAGAAGAAACUAAAGUCUGUGGGCGUGGCGUAGCAUUUGGCCGGAGCAAGGAGUCUGGGUAGCCAGGCAAUAUGUCAACAUUGAAGGCCAAAACUCCAUCACACCAAAACAAGCUGACAUUUCUGGCGACCUUUUCAAACAGCUCUUACACUGAAAGGGUAUUAUCAUAAUUUUCACAAUUUCACAAUAUUAUUCCAACCUCAUAGUGUGUAAAUAUAUAUAAAACACAGGAAAAUCUAGUUUUUGACAGCACUGGGCCUUUAAUGCAACAUGCCAGAAAUUCUAACUUUAUUGCUUCAAAAGUUCAUGUUCACAGUUUGUACCAUGAAAUCACGACCUACACAGCUAGUCUGUUAUUAUGUGCAUCACUCUACGGUGUCAAUGAGACAGAGACAGGGGGAAGGGUCAGAGAAACAGAUGUAAAGCAAAAGAGAGAGAGGGAAUACAACAAGUCAGAAAAAUUGAGAGGGAGAAAGAGGGGUUUAAUAUUGCAGCUCUGAACCCAAAUAAGUAUUUAACAUUUUAGUAAUUUAGCAGAUGCUCUUAUCCAGAGCAAUUUACAGUUAGUGAGUGCACAUAUAUAUUUUUUUCAUACUGGCCCCCCGUGGGAAACGAACCCACAACCCUGGCGUAGCAAACACCAUGCUCUACCAACUGAGCUACAGGGGACUAUAGUAAAGGCUGUUAUUCAUUAUAUCACCAGACGGAGGGUUGGGCUUAGAACACUGGCCUCUGACACACAUGCACAUGCACAGGCACAAACACACACACACACACACACACACACACACACACACACACAGAGAGAGAUCAUUCUGAGACCUGUGAAGUGUCUUGGCUCACAGGGAGUAUGUGAGGGACUCGCUGUAACACGCUUGACAGUUACACCUCCUACAAUGACAAUGUGUGUGUGUGCGUGUGUGUGUGUGUGUGUGUGUGUGUGUGUAUGUGUGUGUGUAUGUGGGUGGCAUGGGAGGAGUGUUAAAAGCUCCCCAGUGACACGAACACCAUCAAUAUUACCAUAGUUCACACGCCAGUCAAACAACCACGAUCAGAUAUCUCCAGUGUUAGCCAUGUCUUAUGUUAACUAAUCUCUAUCUGGUUAAUUCCUUAGCUAAUAAAUCACAUUCCCACAGCCCUUCUGUUGAUAUAGUAUGUCUCUGCAUGCGUGUGGGGCAGCCAAAUUGUUUAACCCGUCACAAAGACUCACACCAGUAGAAGAGAAACAGGUGUUAUAGCUCUCUCUUCUUUCCUCCCUCCCUCUAGGUUCUAUCCGUAAGAACUCGACAGUGAACAGCAGAGCUAGCGGUCUCAGUGCUAACCACCGGAUAAAAGACCGGGACUACAACGGGUGGAUGGACUUCGGCCGCCGCAGCGCAGAAGAGUACGAGUACUCCUUGUAAAAAAGUAGUCCCUCUCUCCGAGAAAACAACAAACUCAGUUACUGUCCCGCGAUAACAGUAUAUUUAUUCUGUAUUGAUGUACAUUUGUUUGUAAACACUACAUGAUGCAAUAUAUACAUAUGCCACAUUUUGCAGAAAAUCUUUAAAGUUCUGGUUUUCUUUCCUGGUUUUCUGUCUGUUUUUGGUUUUGGAGGGAAUUGAACGGAAUGAAAAAAGGUGUUAAUGGUAAAAUAUAUAUGAUGUCAUGAGAUGAACUUGGAUCAAUAAAAGUUAAGAAUGAACAGUAUCUCAACAAAAUGAGUUGACACGCACACCCACAUAAGCAUGCACGCACAGAUAACAACUCACACAAACGACAUAAUACACUCAUGGUAUCACCUUAAGAUGUUAAAGUAGAAAUGUAAAUAGUGAGCAGUGGCCCAUUAUAAUGCAUAAAGCUGGUAGAAUGCAGAGCUCGAUUCCUCUAGGACCCCAGUCC